Scleropages formosus (Asian bonytongue) is the source of this 3257-nucleotide messenger RNA. RefSeq names its product acylamino-acid-releasing enzyme-like. Gene Ontology annotation, molecular function: serine-type endopeptidase activity. The transcript is spliced from 23 exons. The record is from RefSeq and is a predicted model, not a curated record. Lineage: Eukaryota; Metazoa; Chordata; Actinopteri; Osteoglossiformes; Osteoglossidae. Gene Ontology annotation, biological process: proteolysis. The coding region runs from base 33 to 2228 and encodes 731 amino acids.
GUGCGUCCCACGCUCACGCGCCGCUUCUCAGUAUGGAGUAUCAGGUGGUCACCGAUGCCGAGGAGAUUGCCAGGCUUUACCGAGAACACAGCCUGUAUCCCUCUCUGGCCAGAGCUGAAAUUGGACCCGUUAUCACCUCUCAGUAUGGAGGAAAAUACUGUAAUAUAUACACAGAAUGGAGCCAACGUGAUUUUGAAAGGAACGAGAAUGUCAAGUUUUGCCGGCAGUACAUAGUGUUUCACGAUGAUAAGUCUGUUGUGUAUUCGGGCCCAUCGGGAAAUUGCACAGAAAUAAAAGGAGAGCUGUUGAGCAAAGACUCCCCUUCAGGUGAUUUGAAAGCUGUGGUCCAGGAGUGCACGAUUAAAGGUGAAGAAAAGCAGUUUCUGGAGGUCUGGAGCAAGAACAGCAAAGUGAAGAGCAUCAACCUGACAGCACUGAAGAAACAUGGCAAGGUCUAUGAGGAUGAUUUAUUUGGAUGCUUGGUGUGGUCACACUCCGAGACUCACCUCCUCUAUGUAGCUGAGAAGAGGAGGCCAAAGACAGUGUCAUUUUUCCAGACAGAAUGUCCUGAAACAUGUUCCCUGGGAGAUGACGAUGACGCUGUGAAAGGAGGGAAGAAGGAGGAAGCUGUGAAGGGGGACCAGUUUGUGUAUUAUGAGGACUGGGGGGAAACCCUGAUGAACAAGAGUGAGCCUGUGCUCUGCAUCCUUGACAUUGAGGGCAACAAUGUUUCUGUUCUUGAGGGUGUCCCUGAGAACAUCUCCCCUGGUCAGGCGUUCUGGGCUCCCAAUGAUACAGGGGUGGUCUUUGUGGGCUGGUGGCAUGAACCCUUUCGCCUGGGCCUGAGAUACUGCUCCAACAGGAGGUCCUCAUUGUUUUAUGUGGAUCUCACAGGUGGCAACUGUGAGCAGCUGUCAUCCGGUUCCAGCGCUGUCAGCUACCCCCGCCUCAGUCCGGACCUGUGCCGAAUUGUCUACCUGGAGUGUGGGGUGUAUGGACCACACCAGCAGUGUAGUCGGCUUUGCAUGUAUGAUUGGUACACAAAGAAGACAUCAGUCAUUGUGGAUAUCGUCAGCAGGCCAAAAGAAGAUGGUUUCACUGGGAUCUACAGCUCCUUCCUGUCUCCCUUCUGCUGGUCAGCUGACAGCCAGCGCGUGCUACUCUCCUGUGCACAGAAAAGCAGGAAGGAUAUUCUUGAAGUUGAUAUAACAACUGGAAAUGUCAGCACACUAACGUCAAAGUCAGAUAUGGGCAGUUGGACGCUGCUCACCAUCAUACGGGACCUUAUGGUGGUCAGCUGCUCCUCCCCAAACUGCCCGCCCAGCCUGAGAGUUGGUUUUCUGCCUGCGGUGGGGUCUGAGGAGCCAGUGAACUGGGUAACUCUUGAGGAGUCACCUUCCUUGCCUGACAUCCACUGGGAAGUGUUGAGCUUCACACCGCCCCCUGAGCAGGACAACACCAAAUACCCUGGUUUGGAUUUUGAGGCUAUCUUCUUGAAACCAAAGAAUGUCAAAGAAGGAACCAAGUUGCCAUUGAUUGUGAUCCCACAUGGUGGGCCCCACUCUGUGUUUGUUGCUGAGUGGCUCCUGUCCUCCGCAGUCCUUUGCAAGAUGGGUUUCUGCAUGUUGCUGGUGAAUUACAGAGGAUCGAUUGGAUAUGGUCAGGACAGCAUCCUUUCCUUGCCUGGCAAUGUUGGCGAUCAAGAUGUGAAAGAUGUUCAGCAUGCAUUGGAGAGCUUGUUAAAGUCUGGGUUGAUCGACAAGCAGAAGGUGGCUGUUUCUGGAGGAUCCCAUGGUGGGUUCCUGGCCUGUCAUCUGAUAGGGCAGUAUCCUGAAUUCUACAGAGCCUGCAUCUCCCGGAACCCGGUCAUCAACCUGGCCUCCAUGAUUGGCAGCACUGACAUUCCAGACUGGUGUAUGGUGGAAGCUGGGUAUGACUACAGCACUGACAUUCUGCCAGACCCUACUGUCUGGGAGCAGCUGUUAAAUAAGUCCCCUAUUAAACAUGUUGCACAGGUGAAGACCCCUGUGCUACUAACCCUGGGAGAAGAAGAUAAGCGUGUCCCCAGUAAGCAGGGGAUUGAGUACUACAGAGCGCUGAAAGCAUUGAAAUCUCCUGUUAGGUUGCUGUGGUACCCUGGAAACAACCACUCCCUUUCCAAAGUGGACGCAGAGUCAGACGGGUUCAUGAACAUCGCUCUGUGGAUAAUUCAGCAUCUGUCCCUUUAAAAUUGUCAUAAUUUGACAUCUCUGGAUGUCCAAACUUUUAACACCCCUGACAUGUACCCUUCAAUCUCAGUGCUGAUAAACCACAGAAUGCCAAAGGCUCUUUAUGGCAGACAACAUUAAGAUAUUGUCAGUUUUUAUUUGUUUUAACCAAAAACAUGUUACGCUGGCUCCUCAUCUUACAAGCACAGUUGGGCCUGGAGACUGUUGGUAAUUCGAUUUUCUUGCUAACCCUAGAGUCACAGUAUAUAAAUGCUUAAUAUGAAAGUCAAAACAGAAACUUGAAUUAAAUAUAUUUUCUGACUUUACCUUUUAUUCUUAACAUCAAGUUACAGUACAGAGCAAUACUGUAUCUUAAGCUUUGAACUUCAUUGGCUCAGCCCAGUGUUGGUGACUUCUACAAUGUGGUGCAUCCACCACUAUUAGUCUGAUGCGACACCCUUGGCCGUGUUAGGUUCACAGAGUACCAGGCGCAGAGCAAAACUUACUACAUUUCCCAUAAAAUUUACUGUUAUAUUUGCAAGCCCCUCUGGAUGCCUUUCCACCUACCAUGAGCGUUAGUUCAUCAUUUGAAGACAUGCUGUUAGGCAUACUAUUUUCUUCUUAAAACAUGGGUCAGGCAUCUUCAUAAAGGUUGCAGAACAGUAACUUCCCUCAGUUUUAUUUAGAAGUUUUUUCAGUGAUUAUUCGACACUUGCUGCCUCUUAUGUUACCUUGAUGAUAUAUAGGUUUGCACCUCAUUUUAACCUUUGCAACAGUCCAUGACUUGCUGUAAAAGUGUUAUACCUAAGACUAUCACCAUGAUUUCCUUUUGGUGGUCAAAAAUGCCUGACUACACCAUGCGAGUUGUGGAAGUAAAUUGCAUUAAGGUGGUCCUACAUUCCUGUUCUUUUAGGGUGCGUUUGAUGUCAGCUUGGCAGGUAAAACAUGAUUAUUUUCACUCUAUUACAGACAGAAAAUACAAGAAUAAAAUAGUUUUUUUGAAAAUACAUGAGUAAUUGAAAAAAUGUUUGCAUCCUUGAAAAUUCAUAA